AUGAUAAUACGUCCCGUAUGGAUCUUCUUUGUAUUAGUCUUUUUAAUUAUUAAAAAUGUUGUAAUAUGCGAGACGAAUAAAAAAAAUGAUGCAUCCGAAGAUAGCAAUAAAGGAGCAAACGAAACGAAUAACAACUCAUCAUCUUCCCAGAAUAACAACCCAAGUGAUAAAUCAAAUAAUGAAGAUGAUGAUUUUCCUACAAAAACAAUAUCGUUUAAUAUGCCUACAAAUUUAGAAAAUGGUGGGUCUACAGAUGAUAAUUUAGAGAAUAAAGACAAAUCAAAAACGACAAGGAAUAAUUCUUCUCAAUCUAGCAAUAAUGUAACUGAAGAUGGGAUGAGUAAUUCUACAUCUAAAUUAGGACCUCCAUUUAUAUCUUCACGUGGACUUCAACAAACAAAACCAUAUGCACGUUCAGUAUCAAUGCAAGGAAAAAAAGAAGGAGAAAAUAAUAAUAGCCAAAAUAGAUCAAAGUCUGAUGGUCCCCCUGAAGGUCCAGUUAAAGUAGAAUCUGCUUUAUUAAAAAAUUAUAAUGGAAUCAAAGUUACAGGUUCAUGUGGAUCCUAUUUUCGAGUAUAUUUAGCACCACACAUACUGAUAUAUGUUUUAACGAAAAAUUCUUUAAUCCAAAUUGAAUCCCUUUUUGAUGAUAAUACAAGGAUUGAUUUUGAAUAUGCAGAAGAUAUAAUAAAUAAGUGUGAAUCAGGGAAAACGUUUAAGCUCAUUCUCUAUUUAAAGAAUAAUAUACUGACACUUAAGUGGAAGGUUAACCCUCCUCCUGCUGCCGUAGGCCACAAAGUUCAUACUAAGGAAGACGUACGAAGAUUCAAAAUUCCGCAGUUGGAUAGACCAUUCACUUCGAUACAAGUAUACACAGCGGAUGUGAAAUCUGAAAUUAUUGAAACUAAAAAUUAUGCAUUGCAAACGGAUAUUCCAGAAAAAUGCAACUCUAUUGCAACUGAUUGCUUUUUAAACGGAAAUGUGAACAUUGAAAAGUGUUACCAGUGUACACUUCUGAUUCAGAAUAGUGAUCCAUCUUCCAAUGAAUGCUUUAAUUAUGUUUCAAAAGAUAUGAAGGACAAAUGUAAUAAUAUAAAAAUGAUAGGACAAGAUGAUUUAAAUCCAAAGGAAUAUGAGCUAACAGAGUCUAUCGAUGUUAUUUUAAAAAAUAUAUACAAAGUGGAUAAUAUUAACAAGAAAAAAGUGUUAAUAACUUUAGACGAUUUUGACGAUGUUUUGAAAGCAGAGUUAUUGAACUAUUGCAAAUUGUUGAAAGAAAUGGAUGAGAAGGGAACUUUAGAAAAUUAUGAGUUAGGGAAUGAACUAGAAAUAUUUAAUAAUAUUAUUAGAUUGUUAAAAAUGCAUCCUAAGGAAAAUAUUAUUACAUUACAAGAUAAAUUAAGAAAUACAGCUAUUUGUAUAAAAAAUGUUGACGAAUGGGUGGAAAAUAAAAGGGGCUUAGUGUUACCAAAAGAAGGAGAAAUUUCUAGCCUUGAAAGUUCUUCUACCGAUUCGAAGACUAAUGAAACAGAAGAGGAAGAUAAUUAUAAAGAAAAUAAUUACCUGCAUGAAGACAUGUAUAGAAGUGACGAUGAUGGAGUUAUCGAUUUAGUGAAAGCUGGGAAGGAAUUAAAAUUAAGGUCGCCCUAUUUUAAAAAUAGCAAAUAUUGUAAUUAUGAAUAUUGUGAUAGAUGGCAGGAUAAGACUAGCUGUAUUUCAAACAUUGAAGUGGAGGAACAAGGAAAUUGUGGACUUUGUUGGGUAUUUGCAUCUAAGUUGCAUUUAGAAACUAUUAGAUGUAUGAGAGGAUAUGGUCAUUUUAGAAGUUCUGCAUUAUUUGUUGCAAACUGUUCUAAAAGGAAAAAAAAAGAUAUAUGUACAGUGGGAUCAAAUCCUAUAGAAUUCUUGAAAAUUUUAGAAAAAACAGGAUUUUUACCGUUAGAAGCAGAUCACCCAUAUUCAUAUAAAAAUGCAGGAAAUGAAUGUCCAAAACCGAAAGAAAAUUGGGUUAAUCUAUGGGGAAAUAGUAAACUAUUAUUUCAUAAAAUGUAUGGACAUUUUAUGAGUUAUAAAGGUUUUAUUUCUUACGAAAGUAGCCACUUUAGUGAUAAUAUGCAUCUAUUUAUAGAUCUUGUGAAACGUGAAAUUCAAAAUAAAGGUUCUGUAAUUAUUUAUAUAAAAACGAAAGAUGUAAUUGGAUACGAUUUCAAUGGUAGAGGAGUACACACCAUUUGUGGUGACAAAAUGCCUGACCAUGCAGCAAAUAUUGUUGGAUAUGGUAAUUAUAUUAAUACUGAGGGGGAGAAAAAGUCUUACUGGAUUGUUAGAAACAGUUGGGGAUAUUACUGGGGAAAUGAAGGAACUUUUAAAGUAGAUAUGCACGGACCCAAGAAUUGUAAAUACAAUUUUAUUCACACAGCUGUUGUUUUUAAGGUUAACUUAGGUUCCAUUGAUAUACCAAAUCAAGAUAUAGAUUUACAUAGCAGUUAUUUUUCCAGACAUAAUUCUGGUUUCUUUCAUAGUCUCUAUUUUAACAAUUACGAUGAUGAGGCUGACGGGGAAGAAAAAUGGGCCUUUCAGAAGAGUGACAUAAGUGACCAUAAUGGGGAUAUAAAUAAUGACAAUAGUAAUGGCAAUAAUAGUUACAGUAACAGUGACAGCAACAGUGACAGCAACAGUGACAGUAACAGUGACAGUAACAGUGACAGUGAUAAGCGUUCUUACCAAAAAGGCAAGAAGAAGACAAGUGAUUCAUCAAAAAAAGGAUCAAAAAAGAAACAAAUUACAGCUCAAGACUAUGAUAACACAAGCAGCUAUGCUGCUGCUUCUAGUUCUACUUCUAACCAAAGUGCCAAAGCAAACACCAGUGCUGAAAAAAACAUACAGAUAUUACACAUCUUGAAACAUAUAGAAAAUUCCAAAAUUGUAAAGGGAUUAGUUAAAUAUGAAAACAUAAAUGAAACGCAGAAUGAAUAUACUUGCUCACGAUCCCAUUCGAAAAACCCCGACAGAUAUGAUGAAUGUAAGCAGUUCUGUGAGGAAAAUUGGAACAGUUGCAAAAACCAUUACUCUCCUGGAUAUUGCUUAACCAAAUUGUACAAUGGAAGCAACUGUUACUUUUGUUAUGUGUAA
Plasmodium gonderi is the source of this 3132-nucleotide messenger RNA. Its product is annotated as serine-repeat antigen 7. The record is from RefSeq and is a predicted model, not a curated record. Lineage: Eukaryota; Apicomplexa; Aconoidasida; Haemosporida; Plasmodiidae. Bases 1 to 3132 code for a protein of 1043 amino acids. Gene Ontology annotation, cellular component: lysosome. Gene Ontology annotation, molecular function: cysteine-type endopeptidase activity. The transcript is spliced from 4 exons.